This is a messenger RNA of Prorocentrum cordatum, 609 nucleotides long. Lineage: Eukaryota; Dinophyceae; Prorocentrales; Prorocentraceae. The record is from the annotation of a GenBank genome assembly.
AUGUGGCGACAUGCGUUGCAGCUGUUGGGCCAGAUGGCGGAAAGUGACCUUGAGGCGAGCACCAUCACCUACUCGGCAGCCAUCAGCGCCUGCGACUACUCGGGCCUGUGGGAAGUUGCAUUGGACCUGCUGGGCACCAUGGUGGAGCUUGAGGUGGCCGUGGACGGCAUCGCCCACGCCGCCGCCGUCAGCGCCUGCGCGACAGGCGGCCAGUGGCUCGCCGCGCUGCAGCUGCUGCGGCGCGCGGAGGGUGCGCCGUUCAACGGCGACCGCACCAUGCUGUACAACGCGGCCAUCGCCGCGUGCUCCGAGGACGCGCCGUGGGAACACGCUGUGGAGUUGUUCCAGGCCCUGCCGCAGCAGAAGCGCACCGAUGUCACGUACAGUGAGAUGCUCAGAGCGUAUGGUCGUGGCGGCGGCUGGCACCAUGCUCUGGAACUGCUCGGUUCGAUGGCGAACGCCCAGGUCGAGGUGGACGGAGCGAGGUACAUCGUAGCGAACGGGGCUUGCAGUAGGACACCGGCGAGUCCGCCGCCGGCUGGGCCCGUGGGCUGCGGCUGCUGGGCCACGCCCUGCUGGUGCCGGCGCACGACGAGGCUCAGGUCCUGA